GAAAAGCCAGAAUACCAGAAAUGCCUCUUCCCCCGAAUCAGUUGCUUAUCCUCCAUCUUCUGCAUUUCCACACGUCGAACACAAGGGCAAUUUCUUCGAGGGAUCUCUCUUACCGUCUCUGUGUAUAGCAUGGACCAACAGCGGGGUAGCGAAGAUACCCGCCCUGUCUUUUUCUUUGAUAUUGACAACUGUGUAUGUGUGCACACAUUAAACCAGGAGCAAUGCUGGGCUACUUUUUGUUUGGCAUAGGCAAUUAUGAUGACAGCAAGUGAUUGUUCUAAGGCUGACUGGAGAGUUGAUUGGAAUAGCUAUAUUCCCGUGACAGUAAAAUCCAUGAUCUAAUGCAAGAGCUCAUCGAUCAAUUCUUUGCCAAACACCUAUCACUCAGUAUCGACGAUGCGGUUAUGCUUCAUAAUAAAUACUACAAGGAAUAUGGCCUUGCGAUAGAAGGGUUAACGCGGAAUCAUAAAAUUGACCCAUUGGAAUUUAAUAGCGGAGUGGAUGAUGCUCUCCCGCUUGAUUCUAUUUUGAAAUUUGACCCGGCGCUGCGUCGAUUUCUUGAAGAUUUUGACACCUCGAAGGUCAAAUUGUGGCUAUUUACCAACGCCUAUAUCAAUCAUGGCAGAAGGGUAGUUAAACUUUUAGGAGUGGAUGACCUUUUUGAGGGGAUCACAUAUUGUGAUUAUGCUCAACAACCACUCAUUUGCAAACCACAUGCAAAAAUGUUCGAGAAAGCGGAAAGGGAGGCGCAUGCGCCAGGUAUUGACCAGUGCUUCUUUGUUGAUGAUUCACAAUUGAAUUGUCGACAUGCCCAGGCUCGCGGCUGGAUUACCGUUCAUUUCGUGGAGCCAGGCCUCCCGGUCCCACCAAUACCGGCAUCGAAAUUCAUGAUCAGAAAUCUCGAAGAGUUACGGGAACUGUUUCCGCAAUUUUUCAAACCAAAGAUCGGUGAGAAUAUAAAGGCAUUAUAAGUCUUAUGUGCACUGGGCAGUUAAGUGUCAUAUCGAAGGGAUCGGCUCGUUAGACAUCAAUCAAGAGAACCACAUUAUUAUACACUUUUCCACACCAAUCUCAAUCCAGUACCAGUAUUCCAAAA
Molecule: messenger RNA, 1096 nt
Organism: Coccidioides immitis RS
Lineage: Eukaryota; Fungi; Ascomycota; Eurotiomycetes; Onygenales; Onygenaceae
Product: pyrimidine 5'-nucleotidase, variant
Exons: 4
Coding region: 342-971 (209 amino acids)
Biological process (GO): pyrimidine nucleobase metabolic process; nucleotide catabolic process
Molecular function (GO): nucleotidase activity
Source: RefSeq, a predicted model, not a curated record